Candidula unifasciata is the source of this 1155-nucleotide messenger RNA. Lineage: Eukaryota; Metazoa; Mollusca; Gastropoda; Stylommatophora; Geomitridae. The record is from the annotation of a GenBank genome assembly.
AUGUCUAUGUUAUUACUCCUGACAGCCUUGAGUUUUGCUUUUGCCGCGAAGCCAGGUGGCAAGCUUGCGGUGACUUACAAAGGGUUACAAUAUGCCAACCAAGUGGCUGGGACUGAACUCAAAAGGAAACUACGCACAGUCAGCAUCCCCGGCCAAUCCGGAAGUGAAGGUCCGGCCACUUGGAGUGUGCAUGCCAUUCAAAUAACUGGUAUGUAUGGUCCAAACACGAAUAUUUGGCUGAAUCCCGGGGCAGGCGGAGUCACUCUGCGCGUCGACAACUUCGGCUUAAGUGUGCAUGCAGACUGGAGCGGUAGUUACCAGUUCAUAUUCAGAUUCUCAGCCGGUGGAAGCGUUGACAUGUCCGUAUCUGGAGUGUCUGUGACCCUAGUUGCUGGACUGGGGGAAAAGAACGGUCGUCCAUCUGUUUAUGCGAAAUCGUGCAGAUGUAACAUUGGAGAUGUCGACCUUCGUUUCUAUGGAGGAUUGGGGGCACUUAUCUUAAAUAUAAUGAAGGGAACACUACGGGACAGAAUCAAAAAUACGCUUCAAGAUAAUAUCUGUGACAUUGUCAAUAAGCAAGUCAACACAAAAAUAGACGAGGAGCUGGGUAAAAUGAAAGUGAAUGUGGAAAUUGCUAAACGUUUCAUCCUGGACUACAGCCUCAUUAGAGCGCCCACUGUCACAAACGAUUACAUCGAGGUAGCCACUAAGGGAACCGUCUACUGGAAAGACAACAGACAAGAGAGUCCAUACACGCCAGCCGAGCUGCCAGCAUUGUCUGAGUUCAGCAACAUGUUGUAUCUGGAUGUGACCGAGUACUCGGCCAACACUUUCGCCUAUGUGGCACAUGUCAAUGGCUUCCUCGAGUACAACAUAACUGUGGACAAUUUACCAGCUGAGGCAUCAUAUCUGUUGGACCCCACAGGAAAGCUAAAUGAUCAUUAUCCAAACUCGAAACUGGAACUACGCGUCAGCUCUGCAAGUGCUCCUAUCGUGAAAUUUGAGAACCAGAGCGUGACCAUUGCUGCCGUUGGAAACGUGGAAGUUGUUGUCAACACACAGGACGAAGUUGUGACCCCACUUUCACUGAAAGUGAGCGUAUCUGUGACUGCAGAUCCGUCUGUUGUCAAUGGGUAUUUGACUGGGAAUAUCACC